This is a messenger RNA of Cucurbita pepo subsp. pepo (vegetable marrow), 612 nucleotides long. NCBI's taxonomy places the organism in Eukaryota, Viridiplantae, Streptophyta, Magnoliopsida, Cucurbitales, Cucurbitaceae. The record is from RefSeq and is a predicted model, not a curated record.
AUGUACAUCACUCUUUUAAGUCUGUUUGAAACUUGUUUGAUAUCAGUGAAAGCCAAGCCACAUGAUUCGGAAGCAACAGUAGUUGCCGGCUCCUUCACUGAAUUCAAACACCUGCUGCUUCCAAUAACUGAUCGCAAUCCUUUUCUUUCAGAGGGAACGAGACAGGCUAUUGCUACUACUGCUGCUUUGGCAAAGAACAAUGGAGCUGACAUAACAGUAAUCUUGAUUGAUGAAAAGCAGAAAGAAUCGUUUCCAGAGCACGAGAACCAACUCUCGAGCAUUCGUUGGCAUUUGUCUGAAGGUGGAUUCCAAGAGUAUAAAUUGUUAGAGCGGCUGGGGGAUGGGAGCAAGCCAACAGCAAUCAUUGGGGAGGUAGCUGAUGAUCUGAACUUAGAUUUGGUAGUUCUAAGCAUGGAAGCUGUUCAUUCUAAGCAUGUGGAUGCAAACCUUUUGGCUGAGUUCAUUCCAUGCCCUGUUAUGCUCUUACCACUUUGAUUUCCGUACAUUUUGUAACCAAUAUCCAAGUUUUAUGGACUCAUGUGUUCAUGUUUUUCUGUAAUAAUAUAUUGGGUAUACUUGUGAUUUAUGUAUAAAUUGCUUUUGGAGUUGAUA